UAUUUUCAUCAAGAAUUUCGAAGGAGAAUUGAAGCGUCUAAAGCCCUCAAAUCAAAACUCUGCCAUGUCUAACAAGACAACAUUGGUUUGGUCGAUCUGCUUGGUCGUUCUUGUAGCAAAUGGCGCUUUAGCGGAAUAUUGUAACUCGUACACCCCGUGUCAGGGUUACGGCAUCAAAACAUGCUGCAACAACGAGUGUGUCUACUCCUCUAGCUGCGAAGGCCGCUACUGUUCCUCGGACUAUGAUUGCAACUCUAAUGGUAACUUUUUGAACUGCUGCUCUAAUUCCUGUCAGUGGGAUUACUGUUACAACCCAAUACCAGCUAUCAUCGGCGGUACUAUCGCGGCAAUUGUUGUGAUAAUUGCCAUUAUCGUCGGUGUGUCCUAUUUCUGUUGCUGUCGGAGACCAGUUCGUGCAACUGGGGGACGAGUGAUAACUGCCCCUCAACAGCAGAUUAUAACAACAACAACAACUUCUAACUACCCUCCACCUCCAAUGCCUAGUGCACAAGGACCAUACCAAGCCCCCCUUGGAACUUACCAAGGCCCAGCACCUCCUUAUCCCCAACUUCCAGGGUAUGGACCACCACUACAAGGAGACUACCCUGGCGGAUAUGUUGCUGGGGGAGCUCAGCCACCCAUGCAGUACCAGUCACCUAUGGGCAUGGACAAUUUGGGUGCAUCUGUACCACAACCACCCCCAUAUUCACAAGCUAACCAGGAACAAACAAAGAUGCCAUAGUGUUUCCGUUGUUUGUUUGUUUUUAAUGUGGAAGAUCUAAGCUGAUGAAAUGGUGUAGGAGUUUAACUAAUAUUUCUUGAAAUGUUGGUGCCCCCUGUUGUUGCAAAAUUUCUAGUCACAUUAUUGAAGGCCCACAGCAAGGAGUUUGAGUUCAAACUCACAUUGUCUCCCUUCUCUUAACCUUUAUUUGGGUUUUUCUUCCAGUUAAGUGGGGAUUUUUUUCCAACCCCCUGAAACCCUCAUGGCUAUGGGCUUGCAUUACAUUUCCGUUUUUUGUGAAUUUACCAUCUUCAAUAACAAAAAAAUUUGUCUGUAAUAACAGAAUUCUUAUUUUGCAGCCUUACAAUAUAGCUAAAAAAUUCUUGCUUUUCUCUUAAAGUGCCCUCUAUAUAGAUACCACUAAAUUGUGUAACCAGAAAGACUAAAGACUGUUAUAAAAACUAGGUGGUCUGCAUACGCGUGGUGGAAGCACAAAAUUAAAUCAACCCAAAGGUUGAGAUUGGGAUGAUUUAUUACAUUUUUUUACCUCUAAGGAUAGAUGAUGUCAACCCAAUAUAUGCUGGAUGGCAAAUAAUAGGUUAGCUUUGAUACCUUACAUCAUUUGAUAAUAGUUAUAUUUAUUUAUAGGUUAGAAGAUGCGCUCUUCUAAAGAAUGGUUGUGGGAUUAUUUGUAAAACUUUCUAUGCACACUGAGAAGCACAAUCUUUUGCAGAGAAAACAAUCUGCUGUAUCAUCAUUUUUAACAGGGAAGCCUUUGCAUGUUGAGUUAGGUAGAAGAAAUAUAGCUAGAAUUUGUAGAUAGGGACUGGUCAAUUAUGAAAUAUCCUCCGACCCCAUCCACACUCCUCAUGGCUGUGAAAACUGUUUAAACUGCAUAUUGCGGUAAAAAGAAUUCAAAUAUUUGGGAGUUGCGGUGCACAGGACUUGCCCUUGGUACGAGAUGAUUUAGCGGGAAAUAAACCUGGGAAGUGCCGCCUUGUUGCAGAUGCUUUUCAAAACCUUGUCCUUCUGUACAGUAUGCAAUAUAUCUGAUGUUUUUCUGCGGUAUUUUCGAAAAUUUCUUGAGGUAUUGCAGUAGUAACAACCCCCAACAUCCCCUUGAAGCAUUCAUUUUGUUUUGAGAAAGCAUGAUGCAAAAAAAGAAAGCAAUGUGGUGUACAAUGUAUAUGUUUCAUUUUUGGAGAAUGUUAUAAAUGAUAGGUGCAUCCUAUGAAAGCAAAA
Nematostella vectensis (starlet sea anemone) is the source of this 1963-nucleotide messenger RNA. RefSeq lists its product as uncharacterized. The transcript has a single exon. NCBI's taxonomy places the organism in Eukaryota, Metazoa, Cnidaria, Anthozoa, Actiniaria, Edwardsiidae. The coding region runs from base 65 to 742 and encodes 225 amino acids. The record is from RefSeq and is a predicted model, not a curated record.